AUGGAUGAGAAGCAGGGAGCAACUUCUGAUGAUGUCCCAACUGGGGAGGUAACGUCAACCACAGUUAGGGAGGGUGAUGUUGUCAAGAUGCCAACAGAUGUGGCCAUCACUAUGGAUGCUAUUCCCAAUGAAGAUAAGGAGGACAAAUCCAAAGAUAACACUGUUGGUUUCUGGCUUGGUGCUUACAAAGUUGUCUGCAUCCAAAACCUCCCAAGACAUUUUGGAUUCGCGCAACUGAAGAAGAUUUUGACUGGUCUGCAACUGGAACCCAAGAAAGUCAAGGCAGUCAACGAGGCAACCUAUGCUUUUGUGACAUUCAGCUGCCAAGAAGAUAAGGAGGAGGCAUUGAAAGUACUCAACGGACACAAAUGGAAAGGACAAGUGCUGAAAGCCAAGCUCGCCAAGCCAGUUGAGGACCCGUACACUAAGAACCUCCCUCUGAAGAGAAGCCAAGAGGAAUCUGAUGGAAACACCCAAGAAGCUAAGAGGAGGAAGGAGGAGGACAGCUUACCAGUAGAAGAGAGGUUAAACAACGCAGUGACUCCACUGUGGAACCAGCCGUAUGAAAACCAGCUAUCCACCAAACAGACCAACACCAGGGAGUUUCUGAGGAAUUUAUCCAAGAUGCUGCAACGGAACAUUGGGGAGAUAUCUCCCUGGCUGAAGCAACAAAGAUAACACUGUUGGUUUUCGGCUUGGCGCUUACAAGGCAACUGAAGAAGAUGUUGACUGGUCUGCAACUGGAACCCAAGAAAGUCAAGGCAGUCAACAAGGCAACCUAUGCUUUUGUGACAUUCAGGUUAAACAAUGCAGUGACUCCACUAUGGAACCAGCCAUAUGAGGACCAGCUAUCCACCAAACAGACCAACACCAGGGAGUUUCUGAGGAAUUUAUCCAAGAUGCUGCAACGGAACAUUGGGGAGAUGUCUCCCUGGCUGAAGCAACAAAGAUAACACUGUUGGUUUCCGGCUUGGCGCUUACAAAGCUGCCAAGAAGAUAAGGAGGAGGCAUUGAAAGUACUCAACGGACACAAAUGGAAAGGACAAGUGCUGAAAGCCAAGCUCGCCAAGCCAGUUGAGGACCCGUACACUAAGAACCUCCCUCUGAAGAGAAGCCAAGAGGAAUCUGAUGGAAACACCCAAGAAGCUAAGAGGAGGAAGGAGGAGGACAGCUUACCAGUAGAAGAGAGGUUAAACAACGCAGUGACUCCACUGUGGAACCAGCCGUAUGAAAAACCAGC
Patiria miniata (bat star) is the source of this 1240-nucleotide messenger RNA. Its product is annotated as tRNA (uracil-5-)-methyltransferase homolog A-like. The transcript is spliced from 15 exons. Bases 1 to 678 code for a protein of 225 amino acids. NCBI's taxonomy places the organism in Eukaryota, Metazoa, Echinodermata, Asteroidea, Valvatida, Asterinidae. The record is from RefSeq and is a predicted model, not a curated record. Gene Ontology annotation, molecular function: RNA binding.